GAACGUGAUAUUAUAGAAAGGAUCGUGCGACUGGUAAUAGCCGGGGAAAGUGUUGCUAUUACGGAACAGGGAAGAGAAUUCACAACGGCUGCUCGUUAUCUAAUUAAAAACGAGAAGUGCCCCAACGUUGAAUGUGUAGCACACAUGGAUAAAUUCUUAUCAAAAAUAUCUAGUUUGCUAGAAGUUGAUGUCAUGCCUGGCCUGGGUGAUCCAUCUACUUAUCUAAUGCCUCAGCAGCCGAUUCAUCGUGCAGUAUUUGAAAUGGGUUCAAAACACGGGAAAAUGCUCAAUCUCGUGACCAACCCUUAUCAGUUCAGUUUGGAAGGCGUUCAUAUUAUGGGAACAUCGGGUGAGUCAAAUCAAAUUGGCGAAUGCUUAUCCGAUUUGAAACGUUUCACUAAGAGAUUAAAUGGUAUUGAAUUACUCAGCAGAAUUCUCCACUGGCAACACCUGGCACCGACUAUCCCGGAUACCGUAGAUGGAUUUCCAUUCGUGGAUCGAGACCCAUUUAUUAUUGAAUUAUUCCCCCAUAUACUUUUUGCAGCCAAUCAGCCAGAAGCAUCUCAUGUUGUUGUUGAAUAUGAGGGAAAUCGGCGCACACUCCUUCUUUCCAUACCGAGUUUUACGAAAACAUUUUCAAUGGUACUUGUAAACUUACGAAAUCUUGAAGUCGUUGAACGUAACUUUUCUGUUGAUCGACUAAUUUGUGACAUUUAA
This is a messenger RNA of Acanthocheilonema viteae, 717 nucleotides long. The record is from the annotation of a GenBank genome assembly. NCBI's taxonomy places the organism in Eukaryota, Metazoa, Nematoda, Chromadorea, Rhabditida, Onchocercidae.